Gymnodraco acuticeps is the source of this 2181-nucleotide messenger RNA. RefSeq lists its product as uncharacterized. Gene Ontology annotation, molecular function: cysteine-type peptidase activity. Bases 506 to 1549 code for a protein of 347 amino acids. The transcript is spliced from 10 exons. Gene Ontology annotation, biological process: proteolysis. NCBI's taxonomy places the organism in Eukaryota, Metazoa, Chordata, Actinopteri, Perciformes, Bathydraconidae. The record is from RefSeq and is a predicted model, not a curated record.
GAACUAUAACCUUUGUGAGAGGCUGGGAAUUGAAAGAAGCCUGUGUUCCCCGUAUCAUCCACAGACAAAUGGGCUCGUGGAAAAAUUAAAUGGAACAAUACAGAGGUCCCUGAACAAACUGGUGGCGGGUGAGCCCAAGCGUUGGGACCAAUUCCUGCAGCCCACCAUGUUCAGUCUGAGAACCAAAACUCAGCUGACUACAAAGUUCAGUCCCUAUUUUCUGAUGUUUGGGAGGGAGGCGAGGUACCCAUCAGAGGUGCCCAAGGAGUACAAAAUAACAGAAGACAAAGUGAAAAGGAUGGUGGAAAGGGAAGAUGUCUGGAAGGGACUUCAAAAACAGGAGGCCGUUUUCACGCUUGUAAAGAAAAACAUUUAAAAAAGCCAAGAGAGGGUCCGCAAGAGGAAACUGGAGAAAGGGCAAGCGGACAACUUCCAAGUGGGGGACUUGGUUUUAAAAAGAAACAAAAGGUUGGAGCAAAGAAAAGGUGGGAAACUAGAGGUGGAAAUGCAGGGACCUUACCGGGUUGUGGACAUUGAGAGGAAAGUUGCUGAAAUAGUUUCAGAAAAGGGAAACAAUAAGAUGAAAGUCAACAUUGACCACCUCGCACACUAUGUCCAGCCAGAGGAGAGGAUCCCUGCUAAAUUGAAAAAAUUGUUGGAUCCUUCUCCUCUGGCUGAUCCACUGACCUCCACCUCCACAUCCACCUCCACAUCCACCUCCACCACACCCUCCACACCCUCCCAAACCCUGGCUCCAUCAAGUCAGGCAGAAGGAGCAUCUUCUGAGGUGGAGACUUUAAUCCGAGACAUAUGGGCAGGGAGGAGGAAGGAGACGCUAUGGGCCAAGUAUGGCCCAUACAAAGUUUACAGCGAGAACCUCAUGGUCUUGGCCCCAGGACAGCAGUUGGAGGGAGAGAUUAUCAAUGCCUAUUUAUCAUGGGUGGGUGUAAAAGCUGGGGCUUUCAUUUUCGACUCCUACCUCAUCACUUCCCUCUGGCAGGGAAAACACAAAGGCGGUUUAAGAAAGUUGGACCUGACAAAACACAAUGUGGCAGCUGGAGCCGUCUGUCACAAGGCACACUGGACCCUCAUUAUCAUGUAUCUAAGGGAAAACAGGUGCCUUUUCUUGGACCCAUUUGGGGCCACCAAAGAACAGAUAAGCCGCUGCAAAGACCUAACACGAUCGCUGGUCUGCAAGACAAACCCAGCUGUUGGGAGAUGGGCAUGCGACAGCAUGGAUCAUCCCAAACAGCAGGACACAACAUCAUGCGGUGUGUUGAUUUGCAAGCUUGCAGAGCAAAUACUAUUGGACCAGAAGGUCCAGUACCCUGUUGACCAGGCGGGUGUGGCCUCAAUGAGGUUCGACAUGGCAAUGUCCCUGGUGAAAAAUUCCGAUGACCUAUCCCAGCUGUGUCGGGCCUGUGGGGAACUUAGUUCAGGGUUCACCAAGGUUGACCAAUGGGUAAGACGUUGUAUUAAUUUCCUGACCACCAUUUGGCUGGAAGACUGGGAUACACCCUGGAUAGGUUACCUCAACAUCACCGGGUGAACACUAUAACAGAUAUUGAACAUUUUUACUUUAAUUCACCAAACUUGCAUGUCUUUGCACUAUGGGAGAACACUGGUGCAGUGGAAGGAACCUCUGAGCACGGACUCUACACAGAAAGAACCACAGAUAAGAUCCCAACCUAUACAUUGCUUAUUUAGUUAAAUGUUAACAGAGUGAUUGUAAAGCGUACUCUGGAUGAGUGAUGUUAAUCUAAAAAAUGUUUGGCCAUGUUCUAACAUGUAUUAUUUCUGUUUCUUUUCAGAUUGAGUGCACCGGCUGUACCAAAUGGUACCACACAACAUGUGUUGGGCAGCCCUCUAUCUCACUGGACUAUUACUGCAAAAGCUGCACUUUAUAAACACACAAACACACACACACACACAUUCCUUGUUUACAGUAUGUUCACAUGUGGUCCAGGCUGUUGUCAUUGCACACUUAAAGCUAAAGUAUUACGUUUUUCAAAGGCAACUUAUAUAUAUAUUUAAAGAAAUGUACAUAGAUUUGUGUGUACAUACACACCUGUACACCCACUGUUAUAUCAUUUGGAAUGGAAUCUAACAUACUGACAUGACAAAUGGUGGAAUGUGCUCCCCAUUGAAAUCAGGACCGCAGAAAUCUCUUUCGACUCCACU